Molecule: messenger RNA, 3067 nt
Organism: Pan troglodytes (chimpanzee)
Lineage: Eukaryota; Metazoa; Chordata; Mammalia; Primates; Hominidae
Product: NUT family member 2G-like
Exons: 7
Coding region: 206-2746 (846 amino acids)
Source: RefSeq, a predicted model, not a curated record
CCCGCCAAGCCCGGCUGCCCACUGCCCCUCCCCCUCUGCAGAAUGUCUGGGGUCCUGUGUUCCAAACCUGUUUAUAUGCAAAUUAUCCCUGCUCCACUUGGACUCAGGAGGAUCUGCUGAGUCAGGUCACUCUCUGGGUCCUGCCCUUGACUUUUUUCAUUGCGGAAGCUGCCAGACAGUGGUGGUCAGUGCCCAGCCUGAGGGGAUGGCUUCAAAUGGAGCAUACCCAGUGCUGGGACCCGGCGUGACCGUGAACCCUGGCACCUCCCUGUCUGUGUUCACGGCUCUGCCCUUUGCCACACCCGCUCCCAGCCCAGCACACAGGCCGCCCUUCGUGACUGCAGUGGUUCCUCCAGCCGGCCCUCUGGUGCCCUCUGCCUUCCCCAGCACCCAUCUAGUGGCAGGACAGGAUGGCCGCGGCCCAAGUGGGGCCGGGGCUUCCAACGUCUUUGUCCAGAUGAGGACAGAAGUGGGGCCUGUGAAGCCCCCUCAGGCACAGACCUUGAUUCUAACUCAGGCCCCCCUCGUCUGGCAGGCUCCAGGCACCCUCUGUGGAGGUGUCAUGUGUCCACCUCCCCUACUCCUGGCAGCUGCUCCUGGGGUGCCCAUUACAUCUGCCCAGGUGGUUGGGGGCACCCAGGCCUGUGAGGGAGGCUGGUCCCAUGGACUUCCUCUUCCACCACCACCACCGGCUGCCCAGGUGGCCCCCAUCGUGUCCCCAGGGAACGCUGGGCCAUGGCCACAAGGGGCUCAUGGAGAGGGCAGCCUGGCUCCCUCCCAGGCCAAGGCCCCGCCGGACGACUCCUGUAAACCCAAGAGUGUCUAUGAGAACUUCCGACUCUGGCAGCACUACAAGCCCCUGGCCCGGAGGCACCUUCCCCAGAGUCCUGACACUGAAGCGCUUUCCUGCUUCCUCAUCCCAGUUCUCCGAUCCCUGGCCCGGCGGAAGCCCACCAUGACGCUGGAGGAGGGACUGUGGCGGGCCAUGCGGGAAUGGCAGCACACGAGCAACUUUGACCGGAAGAUCUUCUACGAGAUGGCGGAAAAGUUCCUGGAGUUUGAGGCUGAGGAGGAGAUGCAGAUUCAGAAAUCGCAGUGGAUGAAGGGGCCCCAGGGCCUGCCUCCUCCAGCCCCGCCGAGGCUUGAACCUCGAGGACCCCCUGCCCCUGAGGUGGUCAAGCAGCCAGUGUACCUUCCCAGCAAGGAUGGCCCCAAGGCCCCGACUGCCUGCCUGCCACCACCCAGGCCCCAGAGGCCAGCGGAGACCAAGGCCCACCUGACACCACCCAGGCCCCAGAGGCCAGCGGAGACCAAGGCCCACCUGCCACCACCCAGGCCCCAGAGGCCAGCAGAGACCAAGGCCCACCUGCCACCACCCAGGCCCCAGAGGCCAGCGGAGACCAAGGCCCACCUGCCACCACCCAGGCCCCAGAGGCCAGCGGAGACCAAGGCCCACCUGCCACCACCCAGGCCCCAGAGGCCAGCGGAGACCAAGGCCCACCUGCCACCACCCAGGCCCCAGAGGCCAGCGGAGACCAAGGCCCACCUGCCACCACCCAGGCCCCAGAGGCCAGCGGAGACCAAGGCCCACCUGCCACCACCCAGGCCCCAGAGGCCAGCAGAGACCAAGGUCCCUGAGGAGAUCCCCCCUGAAGUGGUGCAGGAGUAUGUGGACAUCAUGGAGGAGCUGCUGGGGUCUCACCCUGGGGACACAGGGGAGCCUGAGGGACAACGGGAAAAGGGCAAAGUGGAGCAGCCGCAGGAAGAGGACGGGAUGACCUCAGACCCGGGCCUCCUGAGCUACAUUGACAAGCUGUGUUCCCAGGAAGACUUUGUCACCAAGGUGGAGGCCGUCAUUCACCCCCGAUUCCUGGAAGAAUUGCUUUCCCCAGAUCCACAGAUGGAUUUCUUGGCCCUAAGCCAGGAGCUGGAGCAGGAGGAAGGACUCACCCUUGACCAGCUAGUGGAGAAGCGCCUCCUGUCCUCGAAGGAGAAACGGUGUGGGAGGGCAGCCCCUCGACAUGGCAUGGCCCGGUUGGACUCAAGUCCUUCUAAGUUUGCAGCUGGCCAAGGAGCAGCGAGAGAGGUCCCUGACCCCCAACAAAGGGUCAGCGUGGAAACCUCCCCACCCCAGACGGCUGCCCAGGACCCUCAGGGACAGGGCAGAGUGUGCACUGGCAUGGCCAGGUCCGAAGACCCUGCUGUGCUUUUGGGAUGUCAGGAUUCCCCCAGGCUGAAGGCUGUCUGGCCAACCUCUCCUCCCCAGGACCACAGACCCACCUUCCCCAGCCUGGGGACCAAGGACGCCUUGGGUGUCCCUGGAGAGUCUCCUGUCAAGGAGUCACACGGGCUGGCUAAGGGGUCAAGUGAGGAGACGGAACUCCCUGGCAUGGUCUAUGUCGUGGGUUCCCACCACAGGCUGAGGCCCUGGAGGCUGUCCCAGAGCCCUGUCCCUUCCUCGGGCCUUCUCAGCCCAGGAGGGCGAGGACCCCAGGGAGCUCUUCAGUCUCCAUCUGCUCAGAAAAGAGGCCUCAGCCCAGCACCCUCUCCCGCCAGUAAGUCCAAGAAGCGACCUCUCUUUGGAAGCCCAUCCCCUGCUGAAAAGACACCGCACCCAGGGCCUGGGCUCAGGGUCUCUGGGGAGCAAUCCCUGGCUUGGGGGCUGGGUGGCCCCUCACAGUCUCAAAAGAGAAAGGGUGACCCCUUGGCCUCCAGGAGGAAGAAGAAGCGGCAUUGUAGCCAGUAGGGGCCACCACGGGGCAGACUCUCUGAUGCCAGUCCCCAAAAGUGGGGCUCUGAAGUCUCGGACCCUCAUGGCACCCGGUGCCCCAAAGCAAAGGCUGCUUCUCCUCCAGUGCUGAUCUUGCUGGGCCUUAGCUUUGGAGGGUAGGGGAAGGAGGGGAGGGAGGGGAGGGAGAAGGUGGCUGAACGGGGAGGGCAGGAAGGGGGGAGGGUAGGGGAGGGAGAGGGUGGCUGAAUGGGGAGGGCGAGAAGGGAGGGCCUGGGGGGUGGGAAGCAGUGCCUUGGGGGCCUUCUGUGUAAAUGUGAAUAAAUGUAGUUGUUUUGG